Messenger RNA from Lates calcarifer (barramundi perch), 1548 nucleotides. RefSeq names its product olfactomedin 4, tandem duplicate 2 (gene olfm4.2). The record is from RefSeq and is a predicted model, not a curated record. Gene Ontology annotation, biological process: signal transduction. Lineage: Eukaryota; Metazoa; Chordata; Actinopteri; Centropomidae.
UCUGACUGAGGCUCAGAGGAGACACUUGAGAGGUGAACUGAGACACGAUGCUACCAGUUCUACUCCUGCUAGUACCAGCCCUCAGUCCUGCUCUGGCCUGGAUUCCAGUGGAUGAUUGGGAAUCUGGCAAUGUGACUACAUCAGUGGGUGAGUCAGGUCAGUGUGUUUGUCACGUGUAUGUUGCUGACACCACCUUCCCUGCUAACCGGGUUCAGCACAUGCAACAAGUCAGCAAGGAUCUGAUCCUGGAAGUGGAAAUCCAAAUUAACAAGAUGGUGAGCUAUGAGGGUAAACUGGAGGUCUAUUUGAGAGACCUGAAGGACCUGACGGUUAGAGUGGCUGUGCUGGAGAGCAGUCCUGAUCAGUACAUCAAACUGGAGUUUGAGCUGCUCAGGAUUGAGCUCAGAGAGUUUGAGUCUCUGGUGUCGCAGCUCAAAGUCUCCCUCAACGCCUCCUCACCACUGUUCAACAGUCUGUAUACAGAGAUCCGCAACAUGACACUCAUCGUGAACCAACUGGAGACUUAUGACAAGAGCAACCUGGAGGUGAUCCGCUUGGAGUUUGCUAAGCUACAGAAGAAGUUGGAGGACUGCCAGAGGCAGCAUGAUUUUAUCAAGCCAGAUAUUGGCAACUGCAAUCACACAGGAAUCUUGAGCAUCGGCAAACCAACGGUGGUCCAGCUAAAUGCUCAUUUGAACUCAGGCUACCAAUAUGGGGGCUGGGGAAAAGACUCCAAACCUGUUCGAGGCUUUGAGUCAAUGUACAUCUAUGGUGCAUACACCAGUCCCUCAGUGUAUGACUUCUAUCUGUACUCUGACUAUGAAAAGCUAAUUCUGAGGUCUGCAUUCAAACGCCAUGACAUACCAAAUGGGUGGAUAGGUGCCGGCAACAAUUUCAUUGUUCACAGAAAUGCCAUCUAUUACCAGAUCAACACACCUUUCAGUAUGGCCAAGCUGAAUCUGACCACUUCCACAUACAACUACAGAGUGAUCCCAGCCGCUAGUCAAAGGUUCUCAUACAGUUACUCAGACAAUCAGAACAUGGACUUUGCAGCUGAUGAAAAUGGCUUGUGGGUAAUGUACGCCUCAGGGGAGAGCGGGGGUAAAAUUGUCCUUGCAAAGAUAGAUGAGAAAUCUUUUGGCAUUGCGGAGGAGUGGAACACCGGUGUGUUCAAACAACUGGCUGGCAAUGCUUUCAUGGCCUGUGGAGUGAUGUACGCCACCAGGGCAUUAGAUGUGAACACAGAGGAGAUCUAUUAUGCAUUCGACACCAAGACCGGGAAGGAGAAGGACCUCAACAUUCCCUUCCAGAAGUUCCAGGAGAAAUACACCAACCUGGACUACAACCCCACUGAUCAGAAGCUCUACAUGUACAAUGAUGGCUACUAUGUGUCCUAUAGUGUGAGGUUUAAUAAAAAAUGAUUCCUCCUCUUUGUGAUCUACAGUAUUGUGAUUGAUACAAUUGAUCUGCAUUUAUUCUUUGUCACUGGAGCUCUAUAAAGCCUAUGUAGUGUCAUCCUCUGAAUAAAAUCAAACUGAAGCAUUCAAA